Molecule: messenger RNA, 2103 nt
Organism: Miscanthus lutarioriparius
Lineage: Eukaryota; Viridiplantae; Streptophyta; Magnoliopsida; Poales; Poaceae
Source: the annotation of a GenBank genome assembly
AUGGCUUCGACCCCGCCCGCCAAUGCCGACGGCGGGCAGGAGGCGGCAGCGGGCCCCGCGCCGGUCGCCGCCUCCGCCACCCCCUCCGCCCCACCCAGGUCGAGGUGGGCGUCGGAGAUCAAGGUGUACUCCCGCAAGCACCCUCGCAAAAAUCCUAAAUCCCCUCCACCGGAACCCGCCUCCAAUCCGAAUCCCCUCUCGGAAACCCUAUCCUCGGUUCGUCAGUCCAUUCGCUGCUCGGAGGCUGGGGCCGCUGCGCGGCCCGAUCCGGCGGCUCAGAGUUCCACUCAGCCUCCGUUCCCCGAUCCGGCGACGCCGGGUUCCGCUCCCCCUCCGCUCCCCGCCCUGGCGGCGCCGAUUUCCUCUUCCCCUGUUCCUGCUCUGCCUCCCGCACCGGCGUUGCCUGUGGAACACACUCCCGCCUCGGGUGACAUUUCCUCUUCUCCUGUUCCUGCUCCGCCUCCUGCACCGGCGUUGACAGGGGAACACACCCCCGCCUCAGGUGACAUUUCCCCGGGGCUUAACCGGGACGGGAGUGCUGUUCCCAAUGGCCAUGGCAACGGCUGGGCGGUUGUCGCUGCUGAGAAGGCGCAGAAGCGCAGGGCCAGGAGUGAGCUGUGGCGGCAGCUUGCGUCAGAGCUUGACCAGGUGCGUGUGCUCUCCAAGCGGUUGAAGGCGGCUGCUGACGCCUUGGCGCAAGAGGAUUCAAUGGCCUUGCCCCAGGCUAUGGUGCUGCUGCCAUCACAGGUGGUGGAUGCUGGGUCCCUGCGAUCACAGUUUUCGCCAACAGGUCCGGUGACGCCCUUACCUGCCCGGGAUAUGUUUGUCCCUGCCCGCUCGCUGCUGCAGCGGGCACCACUAACUGUGUCGGUGGUUCACACAGAAGCCUAUGAGAAGGACAAGCGGACACCUAAGGCAAAUCAGUUGUACCGAAACUCAGAAUUUUUGCUUGCCAAGGAUAAGUUCCCACCUGCAGAUCCUCAUGGACGCAAGAAAUCAAAGCACCACAAGAAGAAGCGCCGGACCUUAGAAUCUCGUGGUUCAGACUUUGAUGCUGAGCGGAGGCUAUACUCUCAUGCAUUCAAGAAAUCUUCGUCUCUCUUGAGUCGGCUAAUGAAGCACAAAUUUGCAUGGGUGUUCAACAAGCCUGUUGAUCCAGUUGCACUUGGUUUGCAUGACUAUUUUGCAAUCAUCCAGCACCCGAUGGAUCUUGGAACGAUAAGAGGACGACUCAGCCAUGGGCAGUACUGGAACCCAAAGGAGUUUGCUGAGGAUGUGCGGCUCACUUUUCAGAAUGCCAUGACAUAUAACCCCAAGGGGCAGGAUGUUCAUUUCAUGGCUGAGCAGUUGUUAGGAAUCUUUGAGGCACAGUGGCCAGAGAUCGAAGCCGAGGUUGAUUAUCUUGCAUCAUGUCCUCCACUGCCAAAGAAGUUUCCACCACCCCCUAUUGACUUGCGUUUCCUUGAGAGGUCAAAUUCUGUAAAACACCUUGUGCCGUUGGACUCCAAUUCACGGCCCAUAAGCCAUACUCCCACUUACAGUGCCCGCACACCAUCAAUGAAGAAACCAAGGGCAAAGGAUCCGAAUAAGAGAAACAUGACAAUGGAUGAGAAGCGUAAACUUAGUGAUAACCUCCAAAAGUUGCCACCAGAGAAGCUUGACGCAGUUGUGCAGCUCAUUAAGAACAAGAAUUUGUCAGUUAUGCAGCAUGAUGAUGAGAUUGAGGUUGAAAUUGAUAGCAUGGAUGCUGAGACACUUUGGGAACUUGAUAGGUUUGUGGCUAACUACAAGAAGAACCUGAGCAAGCAAAAGCGAAGGGCAGAGCGUGCAUUGCUUGCGAGACAAGAUGCAGAGUUGCGUGCACGGGAUUCUGUGCAACAAAUACCAACUCAAGAGCCUAAUGUUUGUAAAAAAUCUCCAAAGCAAAAUUUGACAGUGGGCGAGCAAUUGACAUCUUCUGCGCCAGAUCAAGCUAAUAAUAAUGGACAAAACGCAAUUAGUUCAAGCAGUUCAAGCAGCUCUAGCAGUGAUUCAGGGUCAUCUUCUAGUGACUCAGACAGUGAUAGUUCUACAGAUGGGUCGGGUGCGGCCAAUUCAUCUUGA